AUGGUGGAUUUUGUUAGUGGUGCUUUUAAAGUUGCCCCUCAAGAAACCAAGUUCAUUACUACCACCCACCCCACCAUGUCUACAUCUUCAUUGCAAAAUUACAAGGAUUUGGAAUCUUCUAAAGAGAUUAAAUCUUCGAGGAAAGUAGCUUGCCACCCUAUUCUGUACCCUUACGCUGUGUUUUUCUGUCAAUACGAUGAGGAAUUGAGCGAGACUAGGGUUUUUAAGGUUUCGAUAGUGGGUGAGGAUCCUAAAGAUAAAAUCAAUGCGGCUGCUGUUUGUCAUAUGGACUCGGCUAGUGCUGCACUUCUUAACUUGAUGGACAAGCAAGGGAAAUCUCUGAUGUGUCAUUUCUGCUCGGCUGGGGAUCUGAUUUGGGUUCAGGGAAUCGAUGAUGACAUGAUGCACCAGUUCCCAAUGUUGCCCGAUGUUGCAAUAUAUAUAUAUAUAUAUAUAUUUGAUAUAAUGAAAUCUGAUAAUGUUCCUGAAUCCUGA
Molecule: messenger RNA, 495 nt
Organism: Gossypium arboreum
Lineage: Eukaryota; Viridiplantae; Streptophyta; Magnoliopsida; Malvales; Malvaceae
Product: BURP domain protein USPL1-like
Exons: 2
Coding region: 1-495 (164 amino acids)
Source: RefSeq, a predicted model, not a curated record